AUGAAAAUGACCACAGCAGCCGCCUUCACAGCCGCCAAAGUGGCGGCCAAUGUGGCGGCUGUGAAGGCGGCUGUUGAUGAAAAUGGCGGAAUUGCCUUGGAAGAUCUGGAGGCAACCCUUAGAAAGCACGCCAAAAACGCGUGCAUUAAUGCCCAGGUGAAGUGCACCAUGUCGUUACGACCUAAGGCGCUGGACUUCGAUGAAGUGUGGAUGCGACUAGAGGAAAGUUGUGAUCGAGUGCUCACUUUACAAGCUGUUGACAAAACCGUCUGGAAUGAUCGCUUCAUGGAUGUGUAUUCAUUAUGCGUCGCCUACCCUGAGCCGUAUUCCGAGAAACUCUAUCAUCACAUGCGAGGAUUCUUCGAAAAUCACGUGAAAACGCUGUAUAGCGUUGUUGCUUCUGCGGACCAAGAUAAUCUGUUGAACGUAUUUCAUCAAUACUGGAUUAAUUAUAGUUGCGGCGCGGCGUACCUCAAUUGCAUGUUUUUGUAUCUGAACAAUCAGUUCGUCAAGAAGAUGAAGAUUUAUUCCGCUGAUCUGCUCUAUGGAAGCCACGACAAUGCUGAAGUGAUCAUGGAAAUAGGAGAGCUAGCGUUAGAUGCAUGGAAAAAGGGUGUUACGAAUCCUUUACGCAAAAAACUGUCCCAUCUGCUUCUUGAAGCCAUCGAUGAUGAUCGGCUAGGUCGUCCAGGGUCAGUCCGUGAGAGCAUAAUAUGUGAUAUUAUUCAUUCUUUCGUGAGAGUGGAGAGUGAUGAUCGACCCAUGGAGCUCUACAAGGAGGUCUUCGAAACCGCGUUCUUGCAAAGAACCGCAACUUACUAUGCCGAGGCUGGAAGCCGUCUUAUUCAAGAAUGCUCAGUCUCGGAAUACAUGAAGAAAGUGACCCAAAUGAUCGCCGAUGAGACUGCGAGAGCACAGAAGUUCCUGCAUCAAGUGUCUCACGCGAAAGUCACUGAAGAAUGUCAACGCCAUUUAGUUGGAGCCCACCUUGAGCUUUUCCACUCAGAAUGUCCUGCCAUGAUUCAACAAGACAGGAGGAAAGAUUUAUCUAUGUUGUACAAUCUUCUUAAACCUAUUCGCGGUGCCCUGCAUCCAGUUGCUCAGGAGCUCAGAAUACACAUCGAAUCCGCUGGAUUAGAUUCAAUCAAAGGCCUACAAGGGGAUGGUGUUCCCGGUGGUUUCGUUGAGAGCUUGCUCGAAGUUCACGACAGAUACAGUUUGAUGAUAAAGGAAGUGUUCUUCGCAGACCAGGUUUUCACUGGUGCAUUGGAUAAAGCCUUCAGUAAUAUCAUCAAUUUACGUAUAGACUCAAAGGCUCCUUGUCGAAGUCCGGAAUUGCUGGCGAAAUAUUGCGAUUUAUUGCUCAAGAAGUCAAGUAAGAGCUCCGCUGUUAAUUCAGGGACAUCAUCAGUCAAUUCUCCUACUUACGGUGUCCCAACCCCGUCUGUGCCUCUGGUUUUGAACACGGAGUUCGAAAUCGAAGAUAAACUUUCUAAGUCGAUCACGCUUUUCAAGUACCUCGAUGACAAGGACGUUUUUCAGAAGUUCUACUCGAAGAUGAUGGCGAAGCGUUUGAUUCAUCAGCUCUCGGUUUCCAUGGACAUGGAAGAAGCUAUGAUCAAUAGAUUUAAGCAAGUCUGUGGUUAUGAGUUCACCAACAAACUACAUCGAAUGUUUACUGACAUGUCCUUGUCUGCUGACCACAACGCGAAGUUCAAUGACUUCUUGAAGAAAAAGGAUGAUGUUGUUCUUCCAUUAGGAUUUCAUAUAUACGUUUUGCAAGCUGGUGCGUGGCCGUUGUCGAAUAGUAGCACGAUUCAGUUAUUGUUACCGCCGGAUUUGGCUCGUUGUGUUUCCCUGUUCGAAGAAUACUACCAAACACGAUUCAGUGGAAGGAAGCUCACUUGGCUUUACAACAUCGCGAAUGGCGAACUGAAGCUGAACUAUCUGAAGCGGCAGUACAUGGUUACCAUGGGGGUUUGUCAAAUCGCGCUGAUGCAGCCUUUCGAACGCGCUUCGAGUAUAACGCGUCAUGACCUGAUGCAAGAAACUCUGCUUGAAGGAGAACAGUUCGAUCGACAGCUGUCGUCUCUAGUCGAUGUGAAACUUCUGACUUCCAGUGGUGAUGUGAGGGAUUUUCCAGAUUUACUUUGCUCCACUUCAUCUAUCAGUGAUUUUCUAAGGUUGGAAUUUUGGAAUCCCAGCGAUCCUUCUGCGGUCAUCAGUUUGAACAUGGACUACUCCAAUAAACGAACGAGGUUCAAGAUAACUGCUGUAAGUCAAAAGGAAACCCCUCAAGAAAUCGAGCAGACGCGUGCCUCGGUUGAAGAGGAUCGCAAACUUUAUUUGCAAGCUGCGAUUGUGAGAAUUAUGAAGUCCCGGAAAGUUAUGCGUCACAAUGCGUUGAUCGAGGAGGUGAUAAAUUACGCGAAAGGACGCUUCAAUCCGUCAAUCAACAUGAUCAAAAAGUGCACCGAAACUUUGAUCGAAAAGCAGUAUAUCGAACGGAGUGCCGAGGCUGCCGACUCAUACUCCUAUAUUGCUUGAAUUGUUGGCUUGGUUGCAUGGAACUGAUAUUUUCAUCUGGUUCAACAAGUGCGCUGUUUCGCCCCCUUUGGUUGGCUGAAAGAGUGCUUUGCAACUUCCGAAAAUGGAGACAGCUCGUGAGACGUUGCAAAUGAAUUUAGAGAAUUCAAGGUUUUUCCCCUCCACAGGGUCCGUCGGCGUGUUCGAGUUGUUUAUCUAACAUUUUUGCAUGUUUUUUUUAAGACCUUAAACUUUGGUUUGCGUUGUUCAGUGCAAUUCUAUAUUACCACUUGGUCAAGAAAACUCUGUUUCUGGUUUGUUCGUCCCGUCCGUUUUUGUUUUACUUCGAGUCUUACCUACAUGCCAUUGGAUACGCAACCGAUUUUUCGGCGGAAGAGUAUGUUAUGUAGUUCCUUUUUUUUAAUGAAAGCCUAGAAGAUGGGCGUCGGUUGACGACUGUGUGACAGAACAUGGAGGUGUGAGAAUUC
Notodromas monacha is the source of this 3014-nucleotide messenger RNA. The record is from the annotation of a GenBank genome assembly. Lineage: Eukaryota; Metazoa; Arthropoda; Ostracoda; Podocopida; Cyprididae.